ACGAUGACGUGGCAGGAAUCAGUUACUCUCUCGCUUGUACCUUAAUUUCAUUUUUUUCACAUUUUUCCUUGCUUUUUUUAUAUUCGUUUUGGGGAAUUUCACAAGUUCCGACUUUCUGGUUUCAUCCCUCUUUCAGUGCCACUGCAACAUCGAAGCACAUGGCAAAUAAGCACACCAUUGUUUUGCUGCAAACUUCACAGAACAGAGCAACGAGAACAUUUAUGGAUUAUGAUUCCAUAAGUCAAGCUAUGGAUGGUAUAUGUGGACUAUAUGAAAGGAAACUUAAGGAGCUAAAUCCAGCAACACGGAACAUCGCAUAUGACAUUGCUGAUCUUUACAAUUUUAUUGAUGGCCUUGCAGAUAUGAGUGCCCUUGUCUAUGAUCACACUAUUCAAGCUUUUCUGCCUUAUGACAGGCAAUGGAUUAAACAGAAAGUAUUUCAACACCUUAAGAGGUUGGCACACUAAAUCCUUUUCAGUGAAAUUGAAUUUAAUAGAAAGAGAAUUUGUAUUAAGUGCAGAAGACCUCAUCUUAUAAUUGUGCUCUUGUUUCCCUCGCUUUGCACAUACAUUUGAGAACCAUUGCAACUUUCUCCAGAGUUUCAGAUGAAUAGCAAAGGUGUUGUGUGGUCAAGGUUUUUCUCUAAGAAAAAUUACUAUUUUUGUAUAGGAGGCUUGACCUUGUAUAAUCAUAUAAUGUUUGGUUGCUUGGUUGAUAUGUGAUGAUCCAUAAGUUAAUAUUCGCUGGUA
This is a messenger RNA of Durio zibethinus, 749 nucleotides long. Its product is annotated as enhancer of rudimentary homolog. The record is from RefSeq and is a predicted model, not a curated record. NCBI's taxonomy places the organism in Eukaryota, Viridiplantae, Streptophyta, Magnoliopsida, Malvales, Malvaceae.